AUGGCAGCACAAAUGAUGGAAUACGAAUCUCACAGCAGCCGCGGCGACUUCGCCAUGCAGAGAUACCUACUUCUUCAGGGACAGCACGAAGAGCUGCGACAGCACAUGCACGAGCUAUGCCCCACGUACUCACAUGCCUCAUCAACAGCGGUGACCUCGCCUUCGCUGUCCCCUACACGAUCGGUGACUCUCAGCCCUUUAUCAAGCAAGCAUACGUCACCAUCUCGCAACCACCGCCGAUCUUCGGGACACUCACACCGAUCAGGCAGUCGCACGUUUCCCGGCGCUCUGGAGCCAGUGCUUGACGAAGAGAUCGUGGGUGUGAUGGCGGCGGAUGAACAGAAGCUCUGCGAUGUCAAUGAGGGUAUCAAGCGAGCUUUGACAGAGCUCCUCAACAGCGAGGCUGUGCGAAAGGAUCGCAACAUGAGGACAUGGGUACAGACCAGGCUGAUGGAUACGGAGAGAGAAUUGCGGACUGGCAGACGCAGGAGAAGCAAUGGAAGCACCGACUAG
Molecule: messenger RNA, 513 nt
Organism: Truncatella angustata
Lineage: Eukaryota; Fungi; Ascomycota; Sordariomycetes; Amphisphaeriales; Sporocadaceae
Exons: 1
Coding region: 1-513 (170 amino acids)
Source: RefSeq, a predicted model, not a curated record